Messenger RNA from Haliotis rubra (blacklip abalone), 2420 nucleotides. RefSeq names its product peroxidase-like. Gene Ontology annotation, molecular function: heme binding; peroxidase activity. Gene Ontology annotation, biological process: response to oxidative stress. Bases 19 to 2403 code for a protein of 794 amino acids. Lineage: Eukaryota; Metazoa; Mollusca; Gastropoda; Lepetellida; Haliotidae. The transcript has 13 exons. The record is from RefSeq and is a predicted model, not a curated record.
ACAAGCAGGGCAGAAGACAUGGGGUUUUUGCUCCACCUCCUCCUCGUGGUAGGUGUCGUGGCCUUGAUUCCGACCGCUGCAGCCAAACGUAAGAAUGUGAGGAUGCUUUUAGAUGAAAUAAAGCAAGACAUAAAGUUCCUGGAGUUCGGCAUUGACAAACUCGGUGGGAAAUCAGCAGCAGAACAGCACGCGGUGUUCAUCGCAACAAAACCGAAGGCAAUAAAGCUCGCUAAGAUAUACAGGAAGAAGCUUCUGGAGGAUUUACACGUCCAUUCUACGGAUAAAGAAGUUCUGAGUGACAAGUGUGGCAGCGACUUGACUUGCACCAACACUGGCAAAUUCCGGACAGCAGACGGCAGCUGUAACAACAUCCGACAUCCUGACUGGGGAAAGAGCUUCAUCCCAAUGAGGAGGUUCCUUCAACCACUAUAUGACGAUGGUAUAUUAUCGCCCCGAACUACCGGAAUUUAUGGAAGCCCACUUGCAAGUCCACGUCUUGUAUGCACCACCCUUCACACCUCUGACGUCAAUGCCAAGCCAGAGAGUGACGUCACACACAUGGUCAUGCAGUGGGGUCAGUUCCUGGAUCAUGACAUCAGCAAUACCCCUAUUGAACGAGGCUCUGACGGAGCUGCCAUAACUUGUUGUAAGGAUGAUGUCAAAGACGACUCCUACUCCUCAACCUUGAAUCUUGCUAGCAGACAUCAGUGCUUCAACAUUGACGUGCCACCAGGAGACCGACGGUUCAACCGCACAUGUCUCAACUUUGUCCGGUCAGUGCAGGUUGCCAACACAAACUGUGACAUCGCUCCAGCAGAACAACUGAACCAGGUCACGGCUUACAUAGAUGCGUCGCAAGUGUAUGGUUCCACAGCGGAGGAGCUUCACGAUCUACGUUCUAACACUGGAGGAUUGCUGAGAACAUCAUCUGACAAACCAGAACUGCUUCCAAGAAACUCUGUCCCGAAUUGUGCCACAUCCACUGAACCUAACUACUGUUUCAAGGCAGGUGACGAGAGAGUGGACGAGCAAAUGUCUCUGACAAGUAUGCACACCAUCUGGCUACGGGAACAUAACAGAGUGGCCAGGAAGCUUGCAAGUAUCAACCCGCACUGGGAUGAUGAGCGGCUGUUCCAGGAAGCCAGGAAGAUUGUGGGAGCCAUGAUGCAGCACAUCACCUAUGCCGAAUUCCUUCCCGUCGUCCUUCCACCAAAGUUCUACAACAAAUUUAGACUCCGUCCAUCGAAAGGUCCUGUUAAAAUUUACAAUGCCGAUGCUGAUGCAAGUGUUCGCAAUGCCUUUGCUACAGCAGCCUACCGCUUUGGACACUCCAUGAUAAGAACAUAUUUCAGUUGCCCAAACCAACAUUAUAAGGCUGGAACAAAUAUUCAGCUUAGACACUCCUUUGGAAACACGUCCAUCAUUAUCUCAUCAUCAGGUGAUGCUAUAAAUAAACUGACAAGAGGGCUGCUGGUUGAUAGUGCCAAUUCUGUGGACAGGUACGUCAGCCCUGAAGUUUCCGACUUCCUCUUCUCGGAUGAUGAAGGCAACAGCUUUGAUCUGAUGUCUUUAAACAUUCAGCGUGGCCGUGACCAUGGUCUACCAGGAUACAAUGAUUGGCGGAGGUGGUGUGGACUCCCUGAAGCUCAUGACUUUAGUACAGACCGUGGAGGACUUGUGGAUCAUUCUGACGAUGUGGCGGCAGCUUUUCAAUCAUUGUACAGAUCUCCCAGCGACAUUGAUCUGUUCUCUGGAGGCAUAUCAGAGCGCCCAGUUCCUGGAGGUCUGGUGGGGAACACCUUUUCUUGCAUUAUCGGCCGUCAGUUCGAGCUGUUCAAGAUCGGCGACAGAUUCUGGUAUGAGACAAAACACAAGGCUGUCCGGUUUACACGAGAUCAACUGACUCAACUCCACCACACGUCUCUCUCCCGCGUGGUCUGCGACAACACCAACAUCUACAAGGUCCAACCUAACGCUUUCAAGAAGGCUGGAAGAGGGAACACCCUCAGGUCGUGCAGUCAGCUACCCGAAGUAAAUCUUGGUGCCUGGCGGGAGGUUCAACAGGGUGUUUGGUCCGCCUGGUCCGCCUGGUCCGCCUGUAAACGCGGACGGAGGACUCGGAGAAGGUCCUGUACGAAGAGAGGUCGAAAAUGUACUGGAUCGAAGAAGCAGAAAGAGGCGUGCGGCUCAGACUGUGGGUUCCAGCAGUGGGGGGCGUGGGGCAGCUGUGUGCAGGGAUGUCGCUACAGGAGACGGGUCUGCGACUGCAGGAGCUGCGGACGGGGAAAAGACUUCGGCACUAACAAAUGCAAGAUAAAAGGGAAGCGUGUUCGCAAACGUAUGUGUGUACAAUUGUACGGAUACGUGAAACGAUGGUACUUCGACACAUCUUUGACCAAAUAAAAGACUAUUCAAUCUGC